Molecule: messenger RNA, 877 nt
Organism: Asparagus officinalis (garden asparagus)
Lineage: Eukaryota; Viridiplantae; Streptophyta; Magnoliopsida; Asparagales; Asparagaceae
Exons: 6
Coding region: 48-629 (193 amino acids)
Source: RefSeq, a predicted model, not a curated record
CUCCCAAAACUCCCCACUCCCUCAUCACAAACCCCAGCUCGCUUCAAAUGUCGAGCGACGCCGACCCCGCCUCCUCCAGCCGCCCGCCGGAGCUCGUCUCCGCCGGGAUCCGGCCCAGUCCCGACCCUCUGCUGAUCGUCUGCAGGUGCUUCAGAUUCCUCACCGCCGUCGUCGCCGUCCUCUGCGUCUCCGUCAACGUUCUCUCCGCCGUCAGAUCCUUCAAGAACGGCGCCGAUAUCUUUGGUGGAAUAUUUCGGUGCUAUGCGGUUGUGCUUGCGCUGUUCGUGGCGGUUGCCGAGACCGAAUGGAGCUUCGUUAUGAAGUUCUGGAGGGUUUUGGAGUUCUGGGCAGGUAGGGGAGCGCUACAGAUAUUUGUUGCUGUGAUGACCAGAGCGUUCCCUGAUUUCGAGGGAGAGCGAGAAGAGAUGGUGCUGCUUCAGGAGAUUGCAAGUUAUCUGCUUCUUGCAUGUGGUUUGACCUAUGUCAUCUCGGGUGUAUUGUGCAUUGGCUUCCUGAAGCGUGCACGCCAGCAUAAGGAAAUCACAAGAGAUCAAGCAGCGAAAGAUUUAGAGGAACUCGAAAGGCGCAGGGAAGAACUUGAAGCAAUGCUAAUUGGAGAAAGAGUUUAAGAAGCGCAUGCAACUUUAGGUUACCCCAGUGUCCAAUCAUACAAUACAAACAGGGGGAUUAUCUACCUGUGAUCCCCUGCUUCAGUUAAUUUGCUUCUUCCAUGGGGCUCCAAGAGGUUAAAGUUUAGGCCUUGUUUCAUGUAUAAUAUGUACAUAUAUUGCUGAAUGGCAAAAUGCACUACUUGUUUAAGGUUUGAGAUAGACUCUCUGGAAGCAAUAGAAUUCCAUCGGCUAUUCAGAGAAGAAAA